CUUGUAACAGUGUAUACUGCCAUGUUGCAGACCGCAAUGAGACACAUCGGUUGUCUGUAAUUUCGAUACCAGAAUAGUAUCGCUACUUAUUAGGACGACCGACAUGGAAAUUAUGCCACGACAGGCAUUUUGCCUUUUAUCAGUGAUCCUGAUAAGUUCUCGCGCCAUCCACUGCGCCCAAUGCCUGCCCGGCUGGCUGAAAUGGCAGCAAUCUUGUUACAUCUUACUGCCGGACAAGAUGGAUUGGUUUGAGGCAUCGGAGGCUUGUAACCGACCGGGAAGUGGCCUGGUUGUGCCCAACUCGCGGGAAGAAAAUGACUUCGUCUGGAAGUCAGUGGGGCCACAGACUGACGGUAUGUGGAUCGGCUGUACAGAUGCGGCCCAAGAGGGUAUCUGGCUGUGCGGAGGUCAACCUGUGACUUUCAGCAGUUGGUAUUGGGGAAAUCCGCACAACGACAGCCAUUGCAACUGCGCCCGGAUGACGGUAUACGGUGCCGGGGUCUCUUGGGCCGACGAUGUUCCUUGCGGCGGCAGCAACAACCGCAAACAUGCAGCCUGUGAGAUGACGGUAUCUGCGGUACCAGCCUACCACACCAUCACCGGUCCUGAUGGGCGUAUCCCCCAGCAAUGCCUCCUCCAUCACGACAUCAAGAAUCUGAAGGUAGAUGGCGUGCUUGCUUGUGGCUGGGCGUGCCUGGCCGAUCCCCGAUGCCGCUCCUUUAAUCUCUGGCAGAGCAUCAAGAGGGAAAAGAUGUGUCAACUCAAUGACGUCACUCGUCAAGCGGCCGACGGCAACGACUUCAAGGCAACCGAUAACUGUUACUAUUUUGACUUGUAAUAAAUGAUGGAAACUUUGCUGUGGAAACUUUGAGUUGGAAGUAGAUGUCAAUGCUAGUUUUCAAACACCUCGUCACAAUUUUGGUUGAUAUACUAUUAAAAGCUGUUAGUUUGUUCGGUUCGGGCACUGCACAAUUUGACGUUUUAUAAAUAAUGACUGCAAGUACAGUCAUAUCAGUUUCACAUUGCACUUUAUACAUGAUUGUACACCACACCGUCAUGUGACUUCUCACGUGCUUCAAUAUCAAAGGCAUUGAGCAUCAUUAUAACUGUUCUGGUCAUCUUCGGGAGCUAACAUGACUACAGAGCUUGUCCGAGUACGGAUAGUGACAUUGUAUGGCACCAGUAGAUCUACCAAUAGACAAACGAUCAUCUUCGGGCUUUGUUAAUUGUUGCUUGCUUUGUGUUUGUGCUAAAAUUUAGCUUAUAUAGAGAAGAGUAAACAGCUUAAGUAGAAUACACGUCAAGUAAAAUCAUCAGCACAAUUUGUGUGGUGUCAAAGUAGAAAUAUUACCAUUAAACGCGGGAACUCGUCAUUCAAAUCAUCAGGAGUUUCAAUGCAUAGAGAGAAUAGAAAUUUGUUCCAAACUGUUACCGGUACUUCUUCGACUUG
This is a messenger RNA of Patiria miniata (bat star), 1450 nucleotides long. RefSeq names its product CD209 antigen-like. Gene Ontology annotation, molecular function: carbohydrate binding. The record is from RefSeq and is a predicted model, not a curated record. NCBI's taxonomy places the organism in Eukaryota, Metazoa, Echinodermata, Asteroidea, Valvatida, Asterinidae. The coding region runs from base 104 to 838 and encodes 244 amino acids. Gene Ontology annotation, cellular component: external side of plasma membrane. The transcript has a single exon. Gene Ontology annotation, biological process: biological process involved in interspecies interaction between organisms.